GCUUCUCUAGACUCCCAAUGUGAACAUGUGAUACGUAGGAAGCGACAAAACAUUUUGGGGACAUGAAAAUGCAGCACGCUUGAGGCCCCCAUCAAACUUGUUGAUUAACUCUCUCAAAAUAACUCCUAGAACCACCGCAACCAAAUGGAGGACCAACCCCGCCAUCAACCCAUGGCUGCCGCGACCCAGUAUCUCAGGGACCUCUUCUCCACGAGGGGCCCCUCGACCGCCCAGGUCCUCAAGGUCGUCACGCUUGUCCUGCUCAGCGGUGUCCUCCUCCUCCUGGCUGGCCUCACCCUCGCGGGCACCCUCAUCGGGCUUGCUGUCACAGCCCCGCUCUUCGUCCUCUUUACCCCGGUGCUCAUCCCCGCGGCACUCACCAUCGGCCUCGCAGUCACUGGGUUCUUGACGUCGGUUGCAUUCGGGGUCAUGGCGCUGUUUUUCUUCACCUGGAUGGUGAACUACCUAAGGAGGACGAGGGAGCGACCUCCAGUUUCUGACGGACAACACGAGGAUGCUGGAGCCCCUACUUCCUCGACCUCACCACAACGAAGUGAUUCUGGUUCAUCUGCUCCCAUUAACAAUGAGAAGGAGAAGUCCGAUAUCCUCGUCAAUCAACAGCAACAGAAGAAUCGGAGGACCAUCCCUCGCUCACAAGACGAGGAUACUGGAGAACAAAGUGAUUCUGAGCCAUCUGCUUCCCACUACACCUCUGCGGUUGGAAAUAAUUACUACGUGUUCUUGAGCUUCAGAGGCGCUGAUACUCGUAAAGCCUUCGUCGAUCACCUCUACCAUAGACUCAAAGAUGAAGGCCUGCCGUUCCAUCCAGACUUCGUGUACAGAGAUAAUGACGACCUCCGCAUGGGCGACCGGGUUGCUGCUGGUCUUUUCAGUGCAAUCGACCACUCUAGGAUUUCAAUCCCAGUCAUCUCGGAACAUUAUGGCAAUAGCAAAUGGUGCCUCCGUGAGCUCAUUCGCAUAAUGAAGUGCCAUAAAAGCGGAAGACAAAUAGUCUUGCCCGUGCUUUACAAGGUGAAAACCAAUGAUGUGCAAUACGUGACGGGGCCAUUUGGAAAGGCCUUCCACAGUAAAAAAAGAUAUAGCGACAAGUUCAAAACAGAAGCGAAGGAAGCGCUCAAACAAGCACUUGAACUUAGAGUAUACAAAUCAGAUGAAGAUUAUAGUGGGGAGGAGGCGAGAUUAGUAAAAGAGCUCGUAGAAGAAAUAAGGUGCCACCUGCAACGUGAUUUUCCAACAUAUCGUCCUGUGGACUUGGUUGGCUUUGAUGAUCAUGUGGCUAAGGUUAUGAAUUUGGCAGAUACUGCUUUUUCCGAAACUCGAAUUAUUGUGAUUCACGGGACUGGCGGCGUCGGUAAGACAACUCUAGUUACGACCAUCUAUGAAAGGCUUUUUCAACAAUUUCAGUGGCACAGCUUUCUCAAGGAUAUUAGACAAACAAUUGAAAGCAAGGAUAUGCAGUAUGUCCAAUCUCUACUAACCUCAGAUUUAACAAAAGGUUCUGAACGUGCAGUGCGCCAUUCCGAUAUAGGGAUAGGAUAUAUCCAGCAAGCUUCUAAAGGAAAGAAGGUACUCAUGGUUCUUGAUGAUGUAGAUUGUCGAGACCACCUUGAUAAAUUGAUUGAUCGUUGUGAGUUCGAGUCAGGAAGUAGAAUCUUCAUUACAUGUCGAAAUAAGACCCUCUUGAAGUCUGGAUAUAAAGAGCAUGAACUCCAAAAACUGAAUCCCACAGACUCUUUGCUUCUGUUUAAUAGAUAUGCAUUUGGCGUGAAACAACCUUCAGAAGAACUUGCGGUUCUUUCAAGUAAAAUUGUUGACACCACAGGAGGGCUUCCCUUAGCUCUCGUGAUUGUAGGUUCGCUUCUCAAAGAUAAAGACCCAAGCAUAUGGAUGGAGACGCUGGAGAAAUUGAAGAAGGUGCCUAAUGAGAAUGUGCAAAAAAUGUUGAGGCUAAGUUACGAUUCAUUAGGAUACAGGGAACAACAAAUGUUUUUGGACAUAGCAUGCUUUUUCGUUGGAGUUGACAAAAGAAUUGCCACUCACAUAUGGGAUGAUCUCCAAUUUUCCUCAACUAUCGGAUUGAAAACGCUGGUUGACUGUUCGUUAAUAAUUGACAAUGGUAACAAUGAGUUGAGAAUGCAUGAUCAAUUAAGAGAUUUAGGCAGAGCUAUUGCCCGUCCAGCAGAUAAAAAGCUUUGGAAAUGUAGCAGACUAUGGGACGAGGAAGCCAUAACAGUUCAACGAGGCAAGAAGGAAAAUAGGAAUAUCGAGGCACUACGUCUGGACAAAAAGGGCUCAAGCAAGUUCAUGGAGCAAAAGAGCUUUAAAAGAAUGCCUCACCUCAAGUUCCUUCAUCUGAGUGAAGUGGACCUUGUUGGAUAUUUCGGGGAUUCGCUUUCUGAAUUAAGAUGGCUAGAAUGGAAGUUGUGUUCCGACUCUACCAAGGUGACCUAUGUUCAUUUGGAGAAAUUACUAGUGCUUGAUUUAUCAGGUGGCUAUAUUAGUCAUGAAUGGCGAGGAUGGAGUUCAAUCAAGACUGAGAGGUUGAAAGUUCUCAAUCUUUCGCGGUGCUCAGACUUGGAGAGCACCCCUGAUCUCUCUGCGUUUGAGAAUUUAGAGAUGCUAAUCCUGGAAAGUUGCGAGAACUUGGAGGUAAUCGACCCUUCCAUUGGGAAGCUCGAGCGCCUCAUUUCCUUGAACUUGAGGUACUGUGGGAUUCUCAUGGUCUUGCCCGAGCAACUGGGCAAGCUAAAAGAAUUGGAGGAACUGAUCCUAGAUGAGACUGAUGUACAAGAAAUCCCUCCAUGGAUAGGAUCUCUGGGGAAGCUGAAGACGCUUAGUGCCGUGGGUUGUCGUCUCCUGACUCGAGUUGACGAUUCAAUAAGCAGUCUGUUAAGUUUGUCGACCCUGAACUUGAAGGCUUGUGUAAGCUUGGAAGGAUUUGUUGUCUCCUUUCGGGCCCAUGGAAAAUUGCAGCGCUUGUCGUUGGAGAGAUGCAACAAGCUGAGAGUGAUCCCUUCUUCAAUUGGGAAUUUGGGAGAGUUGGUUGAGCUGGACUUGUCGCAUACAAUUAUUGACGAACUACCCGAAUCCAUGGCGGAAUUGAAGAAAUUGGAAAUUCUGAGGAUUUCCCAUAGUAAGAUUAAAAAGUUGCCAACCGCCAUUGGAGAAUUGGAAAGCCUGAAAGAGUUGCAUGCCUCAGGCUGCCGUAAACUGGAAGGACAAAUUCCUCGAAAAAGAAAUGGAUUGUCUUUUCUAAAGACCCUUCGUUUAGGUGGAGCAAAGAUUUCUGGCUUGCCAGAGAACUUCCAUGAGCUUUCUUCUCUCGAGAACCUUGAUUUACUUGGCUGUGUGCAGCUUCAGUCACUGCCAAAACCUCCUUCCCUGUUAUCAUCCCUGCAGCUCACCUGCCGGAGCGGCGAGCUGCAGUCGCUCUCUCACCUAAUGCAUCUGAAGGAGCUCACCCUUCACUCUUGCAUGUCUCUUCAAAGCAUCCCAGAGCUUCCCUCCUGCAUACGGAAGCUCCGCCUUCGGAGCUGCCCCAAUUUGGAGAAGUUGUCGAUUCUUCCCGAGUGGAAAUCCUUGUCGGAGUUAGAGCUCUUGCAAUGCAAUGGGCUGACGGAGCUAGAUGGUCUGGAAACUUUAACAUCCCUAAGAAAGUUGAACCUAUCCACAAGCACAGACUUGUCCAACCUCAGCAACUUUGACGAUUUAGAGUCGGUGAGUUCCUCGGACUCGCGCCGCUUCGAUUUUAAAAAGGCGGAUAAUCUCCAUGUGAUAGUAGGCCUUGAAAAUUUGAGAUCCCUGGAAGUGCUGAAUAUCUCUGGGCGCAAGCACAUUGAAGGACUGAAUCUUUCAAAUUCGGAGCAUUUGAGGCAAUUGAUUGUAAAGGAUUGCCCAAGUUUAGUUGAAAUCCUCAUCCCUGAUAGAGUAUCCCUGGAGCGCUUUGAUUGGGCUGGGCGCCAGCCACAAAUCACCAUAGUCUCCAGCGCGCGACCGGCCACUUGAUAGUACUGGAUACUUUCAUUCCUGAGGGAAAGAGCAGCAAAAAGCUGACUAAGGUUCACAGGCCAAAGUUAGGUUUUACAUUUGACAGUACUGGAUACAGGGGAUGCAAUUUGAUGCGAGCGACUCCAAAAAGAUUAGGUUUAGGACACUGCACUGCAUGAAAGAAUUGUGAAG
Messenger RNA from Rhodamnia argentea, 4200 nucleotides. RefSeq names its product disease resistance protein RPV1-like. Gene Ontology annotation, molecular function: ADP binding. Gene Ontology annotation, biological process: signal transduction; defense response. The transcript is spliced from 5 exons. NCBI's taxonomy places the organism in Eukaryota, Viridiplantae, Streptophyta, Magnoliopsida, Myrtales, Myrtaceae. Bases 145 to 4026 code for a protein of 1293 amino acids. The record is from RefSeq and is a predicted model, not a curated record. Gene Ontology annotation, cellular component: membrane; monolayer-surrounded lipid storage body.